Verticillium alfalfae VaMs.102 is the source of this 579-nucleotide messenger RNA. RefSeq names its product high affinity copper transporter. The transcript has 3 exons. Gene Ontology annotation, molecular function: copper ion transmembrane transporter activity. Gene Ontology annotation, cellular component: membrane. The record is from RefSeq and is a predicted model, not a curated record. Gene Ontology annotation, biological process: copper ion transmembrane transport. The coding region runs from base 1 to 579 and encodes 192 amino acids. Lineage: Eukaryota; Fungi; Ascomycota; Sordariomycetes; Glomerellales; Plectosphaerellaceae.
AUGAAUCACGGCACCGCGGAAGGCUCGGCUUGUAAGGUCUCGAUGCUAUGGAACUGGGACAUUGUUGACGCUUUUUUCGCCACAGGUUUCCUCGCCGAAUCCUGGCAGAUCGAGAACAAUGGAAUGAUGGCCGCAUCUUGUAUCGGUGUCGCCCUUCUCGUCGUGGUACUAGAAUGCCUUCGGCGACUGGGCAAAGAAUACGACGGGAUGAUUAUCCAUCAGGUACAACGUCACGCUGCGUAUUUGGCAACCGAUCACAAAGGCCCAAGAGAGAGCAGCGGCUGCUGUGCUCCACAAGACUCAGUCGCCAUCAUGACGCCGCGCAUGCUCACAUUCAGAGCAUCUCCACUACAGCAGGUCGCGAGAGCCGUGAUCCACGCUGUGACCUUUGGUGUUGCGUACAUUGUCAUGCUUCUCGCCAUGUACUUCAAUGGAUAUAUCAUUAUCUCCAUCAUCAUCGGAGCAGGGUUAGGCAAGUUUCUCUGUGACUGGCUAGUCAUCAAAGUGCAGGUUGGUGGCGGCGGCGGGGCUGAAGAGAAAGCAACAGGCAUCGAUGAGACGACCGUGUGUUGCAGCUAG